GCCGCCGCGACUGCUCGUUGGCGCUGAGGGCGCCGUCGGACCUGCCCAGCAUUAUGCAGAUUCCAGGGCUGAUGGGAUUUAUCCGGAGGGCCGAGGCUGGGUUGGGGGAGCGGCUGGCCCGGCCUUUGUGCACGCCCCUUUCCAUCCACAUAGCGGGCCAAGAAAGACAGAGCAGAGGAAAGCAACAGCAUCCCAGCUCCAGUCCCUGCUGCUCGUCCAUCUGCACAGCGGAGCUGGACGGACCAGCCAGAAUGUGGGGAGCCCUGCUACUCAAACUCUUCCUCGUCUUCAUGUUCAGUGUUAGAUGGUGCCACGCUCAAGGAUGUGAAGUGGGGCACUUUCGCUGUGGGAUGGGCCGAUGUAUACCAGAGAGCUGGCACUGUGAUGGGAUAUCAGACUGCGUGGACGACUCAGACGAACACGACUGUCCUCGGCCAACAUGUGACAGCAGCCAUUUCCAGUGUUUGAGCGAUGGCGAGUGUAUUCCAGAUGCGUGGGUGUGCGAUGAUGAGGAUGACUGUGCGGACGGCUCGGAUGAGAGGCAACACUGCCCUGGAAGGACAUGCACCAGCAGUCAGUUCAGCUGCACUAACGGGGCAUGCAUCCCAGGAGAAUACCGAUGUGACCAUCUGGCCGACUGCUCAGAUGGUUCUGAUGAGAGAAGCUGCCAGUAUCCUGAGUGUGCGCAGCUGAGGUGUGCCAACGGAGCCUGCUACAACAGGACGCAGCGGUGCGACCACGUGCUCGACUGCCGCGACGGCUCCGACGAGGCGAACUGCACACAGCACUGCAACGCGGGACAGUUCCAGUGCCAUAAUGAGAUGUGCGUUCCUCAGCGCUACGUCUGUGACCAUGACGACGACUGUGGAGAUCGAAGUGACGAGCUCAACUGCACGUAUCCUACGUGCAGAGGGACCUACUUUACCUGCCCCAGUGGACGAUGCAUCAACCAAGUGUGGCUUUGUGAUGGAGAGGACGAUUGUGAGGACAAUGCCGAUGAAAAAGGCUGCGAUAAUGUGCCGCGGGAGUGUUACCCGGGAGAAUGGCCCUGUCCGUCCUCUGGCCUGUGCAUCCCCAUGGAUCAUCUAUGUGAUGGGACGCCUCACUGUCCUGAUGGAGAGGAUGAAACCAACGCCACCGCUGGUCACAACUGCAGUUUCUGGAGAUGCGCCUCUCUGAGUUGUGAGCAUCACUGUCACGCUUCUCCCGAAGGAGGAGUCUGUGCUUGUCCUUCCGGAUAUGUUGUCAGCAGCAACGACAGUCGUUCAUGUAUAGACUUUGACGACUGUUCCAUGUGGGGUGUGUGUGACCAGCUGUGCGAGGACCACGUCGGCUCCCACCGCUGCAGCUGCCGAGAGGGCUACUUGCUGGAGCAGCACCGACACUGCCGGGCCGACAUCUCCAUGGGAGUUCCUUCCUUGAUAUUUUCCAAUGGCAGAGACCUGCUAAUUGGCAGCAUCCAUGGCAACAGCAUGCGAACUUUGGUUCAUUCGCAGAACAGGGGGGUGGCAGUGGGAAUGGACUUCCACUAUAAUCUUCGAAUGGUCUUCUGGACUGAUACCGUUCAGAAUAAGGUGUUUUCCGUAGAUAUGGACGGUUCCAACGUACAAGUGGUUCUGAACGUAUCAGUUGACUACCCUGAGAACCUGGCGGUGGAUUGGGUUAACAAUAAACUGUAUGUGGUGGAGACCAGUGUCAAUAGGAUUGACAUGGUGGACUUUGAUGGAAGUAACCGGGUCACCCUCAUCACUGAGAACCUUGGAAACCCUAGAGGACUGGCCGUGGACCCCACUGUUGGGUAUAUGUUCUUCUCAGACUGGGAGGCGCUGAAUGGACAGCCGGGCCUGGAGCGGGCCUACAUGGACGGCACCAACCGCUACGGGAUCGUAAGGAGUAAACUGGGUUGGCCGGCGGGUGUCACGCUGGACAUCGAGGCCAAGCGCGUAUACUGGGUUGACAGUCGCUAUGACUAUAUUGAAACCAUAACGUACGAUGGCCUUCAUAGGAAAACAGUAAUCCACGGAGGUAACGUGAUCCCACAUCCCUUCAGCAUCAGUGUGUUUGAGCACAAUGUCUACUACACGGACUGGACCAGGAUGGCGGUGAUGAAAGCCAACAAGUUCACUGAGAGAAGUCCUCAGGUGGUUUACAACACAGCCCAGACUCCAUACGGUGUCGCAGUGAUACAUCAGCUGAAACAACCACACGUGCCCAACCCUUGUGUGGACAGAGGUGGAUGUGAGCAGAUCUGUGUCCUGAGUCACAGGAGUGACAAUGGAGGACUGGGUUAUCGCUGCAAGUGUCGCAUGGGCUACGACCUUCAUCCAGAUGGCAAACGGUGUCUGGCCUUGCGACAGUUUCUGCUGUUCUCCAGUCAGCUGGCUGUGAGAGGGAUCCCCUUCAACCUCUCCUCUCAGGAAGACAUCAUCCUACCCAUCACUGGGCCACCCUCCUACUUCGUCGGGGUGGAUUUUAGCGCUGAGGAUGACGUUAUCUUCUUCUCAGACACAGCCAAGGACAUUAUUUACAAACAGAAAGUGGACGGAACAGGCAGGGAGGUACUAGCGGCCAACAGAGUGGAUGGAGUGGAGGACCUGGCUUACGACUGGAUUUCAAAGAACCUCUACUGGACUGACCCCCGAUACAGGAGCAUAUCUGUCAUGAAGCUUUCUGAUAAGUCCAGGAGAGCCAUUGUUCGUAACCUCAACAACCCGAGGGCCAUCGUUGUGCAUCCUCUCAUUGGGUAUAUUUUCUGGACUGACUGGUACCGUCCAGCAAAGAUUAUGAGAGCUUGGGGUGAUGGGUCACAUGCCAUGUCUAUUGUAAACACUACUCUGGGCUGGCCAAAUGGCCUGGCUAUCGACUGGAGCUCAAUGCGUCUGUAUUGGGUCGAUGCUUACUUUGACAAAAUCGAGCACAGCAAUUUUGAUGGGACAAAUCGACUUUCACUGAACCGCAUAAACCAGUUGUCUCAUCCAUUCGGCCUCACCAUUUUUGAAGGCUACGCAUAUUUCACUGACUGGCGCCUGGGUGGCAUUGUGCGCGUGCGUAAGACCGACGGCGGGGAGAUGAUGGUUAUCAGAAGGGGAAUCAGCCACAUCAUGCACGUCAAAUCUUUUAACUCCAACUCUCAGAUCGGUUCCAAUUCCUGUAACAGGCAGACAAAUCCCAAUGGAGACUGCAGCCACUUCUGUUUCCCAGCCCCAGACUCUCAGAGGGUGUGCGGCUGCCCGUAUGGCAUGAAGCUGUCGCCCAACCAGAGGGCAUGUGUGGAGGACCCCUCCAAUGAGCCCCCCACGCUGCAGUGCGGAGCCAACUCCUUCUCCUGUAGCAACGGCAAAUGCGUCCCAAGCAGCUACAGAUGCGACGGUGUUGACGACUGCCAUGACAACAGUGAUGAAGUCGACUGUGGAAUUAACAACGCCACUUGUUCCCCCUCUGCGUUCGCGUGUGCCAACCGUCGCUGCGUGCCUGCCGCGUGGCGCUGCGACGGCCACAAUGACUGCUUCGACAACAGCGACGAGAGCAACUGUCCCACCCACACGCCUGGAACGUGUCCGGCCAGUCAGUUCACCUGCGCCAACCACCUCUGCAUCCCACACAUCUGGCUUUGUGACACUGACAAUGACUGUGGGGACGGCUCAGACGAAGUCGACUGCGAUCUCGCAAACACUUGCUAUCCAGGACAGUUUCAGUGUCCAGACCAUCGAUGUAUAGACCCUAACUAUGUCUGUGAUGGGGACAGGGACUGUGUGGAUGGGGCAGAUGAGCAAGGAUGCAUCUACAACUGCACUGGGAGUGAGUUCAAGUGCACCAGCGGUCACCAGUGUAUCAACUCCUUCUACCGAUGCGACGGAGUCUUUGACUGCAGCGAUCGCUCCGAUGAGCAAGGCUGUCCUACCAGACCUCCAGGGAUGUGCCACCAUGAGUCUGAGUUUCAGUGCCAGUCGGACGGCGUAUGCAUCCCGUCUACCUGGGAGUGUGACGGCCAUCCAGACUGCCAAGACGGCAGCGACGAGCACCACGCGUGCCCCCCUCGCACCUGCCCGUCCUCGUUCUUCCGCUGCGACAACGGGAACUGUGUGUUGCAGAGCUGGAUUUGUGAUGGGGACAAUGACUGCAGGGACAUGAGUGACGAGCGGGACUGUCCCACCCCACCCUUCAGGUGCCCAAGCUGGCAGUGGCAGUGCCCGGGCCACAGUGUGUGCAUCAACCUCACCACGGUGUGUGACAACACUCCAGACUGCCCCAACGGCGCUGACGAGUCUCCUCUCUGUAAUGAGCCUUUACCAGAUCAGGAGAGUUGCUCUGACAACAACGCGGGCUGCACACAUGGUUGCAUCCAAGGGCCAUUUGGGGCCCAGUGCACCUGUCCUGUGGGUUAUCAACUUAGCAAUGACUCCAAAACCUGCCAGGAUAUAGACGAGUGUAAUCCCCCCGGACUUUGUAGCCAGCACUGUUUUAAUGAAAGAGGCUCUUUCCGCUGCCACUGCCAGGACGGUUACACUCUCGAAGCAGACCAGCGUACAUGCAAGGUCUCAGACUCUCGUCAGGCCUUCUUGCUUGUGGCGAGCCGGAAUCAGAUUGUGCAGGACGACAUAACCACUCAGCCCAACGUUGUCCACUCGCUGGUUCGAGAUGGACGCAACAUCGUGGCUUUAGAUUUUGACUCGGCCACUGACCGGGUCUUCUGGUCUGACACGAGCCAGGACCGCAUCUGGAGUGCUCACAAAAACGGCAGCGAUAGAAUUGUGAUCUUUGACAGUGGAGUGACUGUGACAGAGAGCCUUGCUGUGGACUGGGUGGGUAGGAACCUGUACUGGACUGACUAUGUCUUGGAGACCGUUGAAGUUUCUAAGCUAGAUGGCACUCACCGGACAGUAUUAAUUAGUGAAAAUGUCACCAACCCCCGGGGAAUGGUGCUUGACCCCAGAGAGAGUGCUCACUUGAUGUUCUGGACCGACUGGGGAAGGCACCCCCGCAUCGAAAGAGCCGGCAUGGAUGGAAAGCUCAGGACUGUUAUUGUAAGCAACAAGCUCUACUGGCCCAAUGGUCUGACUAUAGACUACCCAAACAAUUUAUUGUACUUUGCCGAUGCCUAUUUGGAUUUCAUUGACUACUGUGAUUAUAACGGGAACAACAGAAGGCAGGUUCUGGCAAGUGACCUGGUGCUACAACAUCCCCACGCAAUUACCAUUUUUGAGGAUUUUGUGUAUUGGACCGACAGAUACAUCAAUCGUGUGAUGCGAGCCCAUAAAUGGCAUGGGGAGAACCAAACAGUGAUGCUGUUCAACCUCCCACAGCCCAUGGGUCUGGUGGCAGUCCACCCAGCCAGGCAGCCCCCAGGGGAAAAUCACUGCUUGAGGAGCCCCUGCACUCAUCUCUGCCUGCUUUCUGCCGUGGGACCAAGCUAUUACUCGUGUGCCUGCCCCUCAGGCUGGACACUGGCAGCAGACCAAAUCACCUGCACCAGAGUUGAGGAUCCCUUCCUGGUGGUUGUGAGAGACAGCAUCAUCUACGGCAUUUCCUUGAACCCAGACGACAAAACUAAUGACGCUAUGGUCCCCAUUGCUGGGCUUCGCAACGGCUAUGAUGUUGACUUCGAUGACAAUGAACAGACCAUCUACUGGGUGGAGCAUCCUGGUGAGAUCCAUAGGGUGAAGUCGGAUGGUACCAACAGGACUGAGUUUGCUCCUGCUGCUAUUCUGGGCUCCCCAGUCGGCCUUGCCUUGGACUGGUUAACAGAGAACCUUUACUAUACCAAUCCAGCGACACAGUCCAUUGAGGUUUUGAAGUUGCGAGGAGAGGUACAGUACCGGAAAACUCUAAUCACAAACAACGGCUCUCCAACUGGCGCUGGCAGUCCUGUUGGCAUCGCAGUGGACCCAGCACGUGGCAAACUCUACUGGACAGACCAUGGAACAGAAAGUGGCAUCCCUGCCAAGGUGGCAUCUGCAGACAUGGAUGGUUCGAACUCUGUCACUCUGUUCACCAACAACCUAGAUCAUGUUGAGUUCGUCACUGUGGACAUUCGGGAGAACAAACUGUACUGGGCUGUUACAAGCACCGGCGUGAUUGAGCGUGGUGAUCCAGAUGGGACUAACCGCAUCACCAUAGUGACAGGGCUUUCUCAUCCCUGGGGCGUGGCCGUGUAUCAGGACUACCUCUACUUCACCGAUCGUGACUUUGAGGUCAUCGAGCGCGUGGACAAGUCCACGGGAGCCAACAGGGUUCUGCUGCGUGACAACAUUUCCGGUCUCCGGGUGCUGAAAGUUCAUUAUCGAGAAACCUCUGCCGGUACGUCCAACGGGUGCAGCAACAACGUGGGGGUGUGUGAGCAGCUCUGUCUGCCCAGGCCCCUGGGUCUGUUCACUUGUGCGUGCGCCACAGGUUUUAAAGUCAAGCCUGACAACAGGACCUGCGCUCCCUACCAGUCCUAUGUUGUUAUCUCCACCCUGUCUGCUAUCAAAGGCUUCAGUUUGGAAGGAGCAGACCACUCUGAGGCCAUGGUACCUGUGGCUGGAAGAGGCCGUAAUGCUUUACACAUUGACGUACACAUGGCUUCUGGUUUCAUCUACUGGUGCGACUUCAGCAGCAGCGUGUCAACGCAGAACGGGAUCAGGCGGAUCAAGUCAGAUGGCUCGGGAUUCCGUAGCAUUAUAACAUCUGGAAUCGGACGUAACGGGAUACGAGGCAUCGCUGUGGACUGGGCUGCGGGGAACCUGUAUUUCACAAACGCCUUCCUGACUGAAACAUAUGUGGAGGUGAUCCGCCUGAACACGACCUUCCGUAGGGUGCUGCUGAAGACUCAGGUGGACAUGCCACGCCACAUAGUGGUGAAUCCCAGAAACAGAUACCUGUUCUGGGCCGAUUAUGGUCAGAACCCCAAAAUUGAGCGAGCGCUUCUGGACGGGACCAACCGCACAGUUUUAGUGUCAUCGGGCAUUAUGACCCCACGAGGCCUUGCUCUAGACUGGCAAACGGGCUACGUGUACUGGGUCGAUGACUCCUUAGACAUGAUUGCGCGUGUCAGCCCUCAAGGAGGAGAGAUGGAGGUGGUGAGAUACGGCAGCCGCUACCCAACUCCUUAUGGCAUCACUGUGUUUGAGAAUAGCAUCAUUUGGGUGGACAGAAACCUCAAGAAGGUGUUCCAAGCAAGCAAAGAGCCCCGGAACACAGAGCAGCCGGCUGUGAUCAGAGACAACGUCAACAUGCUCAGAGACGUCACCAUCUUCGACGCGCGGACGCAACCGACCACCGCGCAGGAGCUCAACCACAACCCCUGCCUCGAGAACAACGGUGGCUGUGCCCACUUCUGCUUCGCCCUCGCCGGUUCUGACAGCCAGAGCAUGAAAUGCAGCUGCGCCUUCGGGAAUCUCGCAGCAGACAACAAGACCUGCGUGGUGUCAAGAGACGACUACCUGAUCUACACAACUGAGAGCACCGUGCGCAGCCUCCGCCUCGACACCGAGGACCACUCCCUGCCCUUCCCUGUGGUCAACGUGCCACGAACCUCGGUGGCCCUGGAUUUCGACCUCACGGACAGGAGGAUCUACUUCACGCAGAGCGUGGGCUCAGGAGCCAGCAAAAUCAGCUACAUCAGCCUGUCAUCGCCCACUUCAGCCCCUGUGGAGGUGGCCUCAGAUCUGGGCGCUCCUGAUGGGAUUGCAUAUGACUGGAUAAACAGAAGAAUUUACUACAGUGACUUUAUGAAUCAGACCAUCAGUUCCAUGUCUGUGGAUGGCACUCAAAGGACUGUUAUUGCCCAUGUGUCCAGGCCAAGAGCUAUCAUGCUGGAUCCCUGCAGGGGAUACAUGUAUUGGACAGACUGGGGAACCCAUGCCAAGAUUGAACGUGCUACGUUAGGUGGAAACUUCAGGGCAGAGAUUGUGAACAGCAGUCUGGUGUGGCCCAACGGGCUCAGCCUGGACUAUGAAGAGGAGCGACUGUACUGGGCAGAUGCCAGCUUACAGAGGAUCGAGCGAUCCUCCCUCACGGGGGCCAAUCGGGAGGUCAUCGUCAGCACGGCCAUCUACCCGUUUGCCAUGACUCUGUUCGGUCAGUUCAUGUAUUGGACGGACUGGAACACUCGCAGUAUCUACCGGGCCAACAAGUAUGAUGGUUCCGACCAGAUAGUCAUGAUUCAGAACCUACCGUCUCGGCCGAUGGACGUCCACGUUCUGGCGGCAAGGAAGCAGCAGCAGUGUGACAGCCCCUGUCAGCAGUUUAACGGAGGCUGCAGCCACAUCUGUACGCCGGGACCCAAUGGAGCCGAGUGUCAGUGUCCGUCGGAGGGUCGCUGGUAUCUGGCCGACAACAAACACUGCAUCCCUGACAACGGGACCCGCUGCCAGCCGGGACAGUUCACCUGCAUGAACGGUCGCUGCAUUCGCGCCCAGUGGAAGUGUGACAAUGAUAAUGACUGUGGUGACGGCAGUGAUGAGUUGGAGCGGGUCUGUGGAUCUAAAACUGACUUCAGUUUUGUUGUCCCACAGCUGCUGUCCUCCUUUAUUGCGUUGUCAGCCUUUCACACCUGCGAGCCCACGGUUUUCACCUGUGGCAACGGCCGGUGCGUCCCCUACCACUACCGCUGCGACCACUACGACGACUGCGGGGACAACAGCGACGAGGUGGACUGCCUGUUCCGCCCGUGCGACGCCAGCACGGAGUUCACCUGCAACAACGGCCGCUGCAUCGCCAAGGACUAUGUUUGCAACGGCAUCAACAACUGCUACGACAACGGCACCUCCGAUGAACAAAACUGCCCUGAGAGAACCUGCCGGCCAGAACAAACAAAAUGCCAGUCCACCAACAUCUGCAUCCCACGUUCAUAUCUGUGUGAUGGAGAUAAUGACUGUGGGGAUAUGAGUGAUGAGAGCCCUACACACUGUGCCGCAUCCACCUGUUCCCAGAAUGAGUUCCGUUGCUCCAGCGGCCGCUGCAUUCCCGCCCACUGGUACUGCGACGGAGGGGCCGACUGCUCUGACAGCUCCGAUGAACCCCACUCCUGCACCACACUGGCCCGAACCUGCAACACGGAUCAGUUCCGCUGUGACGACGGCAGGUGCAUCGCUUCCUCCUGGAUCUGUGACGGGGACAAUGACUGUGGGGACAUGAGCGACGAAGACCAGAGACAUAACUGUGCCAAUCGCACAUGUUCCAGUUCAGAGUUUACCUGCGUGAACAACCAGCCGCCUCAGCGGAAGUGUAUUCCUCGUGACUGGGUGUGCGACGGAGAUGCAGACUGCGCGGAUGCACUGGAUGAACACCAGAACUGCACACGCAGAUCCUGUGGCGUCAACGAGUUCACCUGCAGCAAUGGCCUCUGCGUACGCAGCCCCUACAGGUGUGACCGCCGCAACGACUGCGGCGACGGCAGCGAUGAGCAGGGCUGCACCUACCAGCCCUGCCAGCAGCACCAGUUCACCUGCCAGAACGGACGCUGCGUGUCCCACGACUUCGUCUGCGACGGGGACAACGACUGUGGCGAUGAGUCCGACGAGCUGGAGCACAUGUGCCGCACGCCGGUGCCCACCUGUCCCCCCGCGCAGUUCCGGUGUGAGAACGGACACUGCAUCCCCCAGGGCCAGGUGUGCAACAGGAAUGAUGACUGCUCUGACAACAGUGAUGAGAAGGGAUGUGGUAUCAACGAAUGCACAGACCCGUCCGUCCAUCACUGUGAUCACAACUGCACCGACACGCCCACCAGCUUCAUCUGCACCUGCCGCCCUGGCUACCGCCUCAUGUCCGACAGCAAGACGUGCGACGACAUCGACGAGUGUGCGGAGACGCCCAGCGUGUGCAGCCAGGUCUGCGAGAACACCGUGGGCUCCUACAUGUGCAAGUGCUCGCCGGGGUUCCUCCGUGAACCCGACGGCCGGAGCUGCCGCCAGAACAGCAACAUCUCGCCCUACCUCAUCUUCAGCAACCGCUAUUACCUGAGGAACCUGUCGACGGACGGGCAGGCCUACUCCCUGAUCCUGCAGGGCCUGACCAGCGUCGUGGCCAUGGACUUCGAUCGCGUCGACAGGCGCCUCUACUGGACUGACGUGAGCCGCAGAGUGAUAGAGAGAAUGUUUUUCAACGGCACUGGUAGAGAGGUGGUGGUCAAUGGGGUUCUGCACGGGGAGGGUCUCGCCGUUGACUGGAUCGGCAGGAAGCUGUACUGGGUGGACAGCUUCUUGGACUGCCUGAAGGUGUCUGACUUAGACGGUCGGUUUGUGAAGAAACUGGCUGAACACUGUGUCGAUGCCAAUAACACCUUCUGUUUUGAAAACCCCAGAGGCAUUGUGCUGCAUCCCAAAUAUGGAUACGUGUAUUGGACCGACUGGGGAGACAGAGCCUUUAUAGGCCGUGUCGGAAUGGAUGGAACCAACAAAACGUCCAUAAUCACUACCAAGAUAGAGUGGCCCAACGGGAUUACUAUUGACUACACCAAUGACAAGCUCUACUGGUCUGACGCUCAUCUCAAUUACAUCGAGUUCUCGGACUUGGACGGUCGACACCGACACACUGUGUACGAUGGAAAUUUGCCUCAUCCGUUCGCCCUGACUGUGUUCGAGGACACUGUGUACUGGACUGACUGGAACACGCGCACGGUGGAGAAAGGCAACAAGUACGACGGCUCCGGUCGCCAGGUCCUGGUCAACACCACCCACAGACCGUUUGACAUCCACGUGUGUCAUCCAUACAGGCAGCCUAUUGUAAACAAUCCCUGUGCCGUGAACAAUGGGGGCUGCUCUCACCUGUGCCUAAUCCGUCACGGGGGACGGGAGCACACCUGUGAAUGCCCCGACCAUUUCCUGACCGUCCAAAUAGGAGGCGUGAGCCGAUGCCUUCCCAUGUGCACCAGCACCCAGUACCGAUGUGCUAACAAUGAACGUUGUAUUCCUAUCUGGUGGAAGUGUGACGGUCAGAGGGACUGCAGGGACGGCUCAGACGAGCCCUCCACCUGCCCGUCCCGCCACUGCAGGCUGGGCCAGUUUCAGUGCAACGACGGGAACUGCACUAGCCCUCACUUCCUAUGCAACAGCAAUCGCGACUGUCACGAUGGCUCAGAUGAAGACCCUGUGCUGUGUGCUACGCACCAGUGUGAAUCCCAUCAGUGGCAGUGUGCCAAUAAGCGCUGCAUCCCAGAGUCGUGGCAGUGCGACGGCGAGGACGACUGCGGUGAUCGGUCUGAUGAGGACCCCGCCCACUGCUCGGCCAGGACCUGCCGCCCGGGGCAGUUCAAGUGCCGCAACGGACGCUGCAUCCCCCAGAGCUGGAAGUGUGACGUAGACGACGACUGUGGCGACAACUCCGAUGAACCACUGGAGGAGUGCAUGGGACCGGCCUAUCGAUGUGACAAUCACACAGACUUUGCCUGCCAGACCAACUACCGCUGUGUGCCUCUGUGGGCUGCGUGCAAUGGCCAUGAUGACUGCAGAGACAACAGCGAUGAGCAGGGCUGUGAGGAACUGACCUGCGAUCCCUCUGGUGAUUUCCGCUGUGACAACCACCGCUGCAUCCCACUGAGAUGGAAGUGUGACGGGGACAACGACUGUGGGGACAACUCUGACGAACGCAGCUGCACUCCACGCUCAUGCACAGAGAGUGAGUUUCGCUGCGAUAAUCUACGCUGCAUUCCCGACCGUUGGGUCUGUGACCAUGACAACGACUGUGAGGACAACUCGGAUGAAAGGGACUGUGAGUUGCGGACUUGUCAUCCUGGGUACUUCCAGUGUGCCUCUGGUCACUGCAUCGCCGAACGAUUCAAAUGUGAUGGCAACGCAGACUGUCUGGACUUCACAGAUGAGACGUCGUGUCCAACUCGCUUUCCCAACGGCACAUACUGCCCCCACUUUAUGUUCGAGUGCAAGAACCACGUGUGCGUCCAGAGCCAUUGGCGGUGCGACGGAGACAACGACUGUGGAGACAACUCGGACGAGGAGCUCCACCUCUGCUUGGACAUCCAGUGCGACACUCCGUUCCGAUUCCGCUGCGACAACAACCGCUGCAUCUACAGCCACGAGCUGUGUAACUCCAUGGACGACUGUGGUGACGGCUCCGAUGAGAGACAAGAAAACUGCCAAAGCCCGACGCACGGACCCUGUACAGAGGAGGAAUACAAAUGCAGUAACGGGCAGUGCAUCCCUCUGCAGUACGCCUGUGAUGAUUAUGACGACUGUGGAGAUCAGUCAGAUGAACUAGGCUGCCACCACGGCAGCGGGCACACAUGCAGUGACAGCAUCUGUGAGCACAACUGUACCGACCUGACGGAAGGAGGCUUCCUGUGCUCCUGCAGGCCAGGCUACAAGCCCCGACCAAGUGAAAAGCACACCUGUGAAGACGUGAACGAGUGCGAAGCGUAUGGGACGUGUCCUCAGGAGUGUAAGAACACGAAGGGCAGCUACGAGUGUUUUUGCGCUGAAGGCUUCCACUCGUUCGGGGAGCCGCAUGGGACAGAAUGCGCUGCCCAGGGAAACCCGCCGGUGCUUCUGCUGCCGGACAACAUUCGCAUCCGUCGUUUCAACCUGUCGUCUGAGGAAUAUUCGGACUAUGUGGACAACGCCGAGCACAUCCAGGCUUUAGACUACCUGUGGGAUCCAGAAGGACAAGGCCUCAGUGUUGUAUACUGGACAGUUCUUGGACGAGGAUCCCAGUUUGGCUCCAUCAAACGCGCCUACAUGACCACAUUCAACGAUCACGGCAACAACCCGGUGAAGGAGGUAGAUCUGAACCUGAGAUACAUCUCCAGUCCUGAAGGCAUCGCAGUGGACUGGGUUGGCGGGCACAUCUACUGGACAGAUUCUGGAACCAAUCGAAUUGAGGUGGCUAAGGUGGAUGGGCGGUACAGGAAGUGGUUGAUCCACACAGACCUCGACCAGCCAGCAGCUAUUGCUGUGAAUCCAUUGCUCGGAACAAUGUACUGGACAGACUGGGGUAGGAAACCCAAAAUAGAGACAGCGUGGAUGGAUGGUCAGCACAGAGAGGUGCUGGUGGGCGAGGAAGACCUGGGCUGGCCGACUGGUCUGGCUGUGGACUAUCUGAAUGGAAACAGGAUCUACUGGUGUGACUCCAAGGAAAAUACCAUUGAGUCUAUGAAACCUGAUGGCACAGAAAGGAAGAUCAUCAUAUCAGGAGAUAUCGGACAUCCCUACAGUCUGGAUGUCUUUGAGGGGCACGUGUACUGGACCACAAAAGACAAAGGUGAAGUGUGGAAGACAAACAAGUUUGGGAAUGGAAAUAAAGUCAAAGUUCUAACCAUCAACCCCUGGCUGACUCAAGUCCGCAUUUACCAGGAGCACCGUCACACCCGAUCGGUUUCCAACCCUUGUAAGGACGUGUGCAGUCACCUCUGCCUCCUCCGGCCUGGCGGGUACACCUGCGCCUGUCCACAGGGCUCCUCUGCCGUGGGCUUCGACUCCAGCGAGUGCGACGCAGCCAUUGAGGCACCUGUUGCAAUGCCCCUUGCAUGCAGAUGCAUGAAUGGUGGAACCUGUUACACAGAUGAAGGCGGGCUGCCCAAGUGCAAGUGUCCGUACAGUUAUGUGGGCAGCUUCUGUGAGAUGGGAAAGUCACGAGGAGCUCCAGCAGGAACCGCUGUGGCCGUUCUUCUCGCCAUCAUCGUCAUCAUCAUCACCGGAGCCCUGGCUGUUGGCGUGUUCCUGAACUACAAGCGAACGGGCUCGUUCAUCCCCUCCAUGCCCAAGCUGCCGAGCCUCAGCAGCCUGGUGAAGUCCGGCGACGCGGGCAACGGGGUGACGUUUCGCUCCGGCGAUAAUGUGGAUCUCGGACCGUCGCACGUUGGAGUGUCCUUCAUUGACACAGCCAUGCAGAUGGAUGACAGUUUUGCCAUGGAAGCUGGGAGACAGCCCAUCACGUUUGAGAACCCGCUGUACGCAACUGGAGCCGGAGCAUCUGGUGACGCUGCUGUCAUUCAUGCCACACAGGUGACUGUGAACGUGAGCAGCGAGCAGCCGGAGAACAACUACGAGAACCCGGCGUACUGCUGCGAUCAGGGUGCGGCCGCCGUGAACGCAUCAUCUGCCGGCACCAAGCCCGUUCAGGAGUCGAAGUGGAGCUUGUUCAGACGGAAGUUAAAGCCCAGCACCACAUUUGAGAACCCUUCCUACGCUGAGAUGAAGGACGAGAAGCCUGCGAGCUCUUCGGACCCUUCUGCACCGGAGCCCUCUCCCUUCGCGCCUCCCGCCAAACCCCAGAAGAAGGAGCGGCCCAGCGCCUUCUCGCCCACAGAGGACAGCUUCAAAGACACGGCCAACCUCGUUAAGGAGGACAGCGACGUAUAACCCCUCGGCACAGACGGGAACGGAGGAACGAACACACACUUUGCACAGAAUUUAUUUUUUUAUGCAGCCUGUGUACAAAAAUGCUUUAGGAAAGAGAAAUACGUUUCUAGAGAAUGAAGAAAACAGUCUCCUGUGACUAUGCCUUCUGACAUUUCUUAUGCCAAUUCUUGUGUUAAUGUUUUUCUUUCUGAUAUACAGUUUGUAUAUCGUUGCACUGAAGCUGCUGAUAGACAUGUUAAUAAAUAUGUUGUAUAUUUGUAAAUUUGAACAGCAAGAUUUUGAAGGAAAAUAUCUUUGAAUAUAGAUCCUAUGAAUAGUUGACCACAAUAACACGUAUAAAUGGUGAGCUGCAUUCUGAAUGUACAGUACUUAAGAAAUGUGUUUUUAAUUGUUGCCACUGAACAAAACUGGAGAUGUUUUUGCUUCAUCUUUAUGUUUAUAUACCUCAUUUCAGGGCUGAAAAACAACAGCAAAACAUUUGGACUCGUCUCAUGCGGUUCAUUAGCAUAAAUAGAUGCAUGAGCUAAAAUACACGUGCAGUACAUACUCACUUUACUUUAUUUCUACUUACGUUCCCUGACUUUGUGAUUUUAAAUCAAAUGAUUUCUUUGUUAUUAGUUAUGAUAUUGGAACAAUGGCCAAAAUAGUUUGGAACGAUACUUGAAUGUGCCCAUUUGUUCGGCAUAGAUAUUAAUUUGUGUAGUUGAUUAAGGAGCAACACGUGAAGUGAGGUUGCAGACAUCCGUUUUAUAAAAAGAGCCGUUUUAUAAAAAGGUGAAUAAAUUCUACAUUUACACAAUCAUCCAUUUUGUUUCAUAAUGAGGACAAGCAAUAAGUGGAUGUGAUCAUCCAGAACACACCCUGUGGUUUAAAUCGCUGCUGCUGAAUAAAUUUCCUAUUUUGUAACAAA
Messenger RNA from Betta splendens (Siamese fighting fish), 15201 nucleotides. It is a transcript of the gene lrp2a, whose product is annotated as low density lipoprotein receptor-related protein 2a. Bases 54 to 14291 code for a protein of 4745 amino acids. The record is from RefSeq and is a predicted model, not a curated record. Gene Ontology annotation, molecular function: protein binding; calcium ion binding. The transcript has 81 exons. NCBI's taxonomy places the organism in Eukaryota, Metazoa, Chordata, Actinopteri, Anabantiformes, Osphronemidae.